This is a messenger RNA of Spea bombifrons (plains spadefoot toad), 1945 nucleotides long. RefSeq names its product TLC domain containing 3B (gene TLCD3B). Gene Ontology annotation, biological process: lipid homeostasis; ceramide biosynthetic process. The coding region runs from base 524 to 1360 and encodes 278 amino acids. The record is from RefSeq and is a predicted model, not a curated record. Lineage: Eukaryota; Metazoa; Chordata; Amphibia; Anura; Pelobatidae. Gene Ontology annotation, molecular function: sphingosine N-acyltransferase activity. Gene Ontology annotation, cellular component: membrane; endoplasmic reticulum. The transcript is spliced from 5 exons.
UAAAUCCCUCCUCCCCGAGGCUGCCAGCCCUCCUCUCGCCUGUGUGUCUCGCUCCCUCUCUCUCUUACUGUCACAGAUUCUCCGUCCUUUCUCUGCGUCCCUCCGCCGUCCCUCUCCCUCCCGUCCCCCGUGUGAUGUGCGCCCGUCGGGGAGGCUGCCGGCUGCCGGAUGCACCUUGCUCCCGCGAAGCAUGUCUGCCCCUGCAGCAUCACUGAGGCCGGUGUGACACUUGGGUACCACGCCGCAUCCCCCCGUCCAUCCGCCUCCCCCUCCAGCGCUCCAUGACCCGCCUGCCCGUCUCUCCCUUCUCCCCAUUGUCUCUUUGUGUAUCAUAAGACUGUCCGUCUGUCUCCUGUCCCACCUUCUGUCUGUCUUCAUCAUCUCCCCCACCCUUCAUUUCUGUCUCCCCCCCCCGUUAUCCUCUCUGUAUCUGUGCCUCUCCAUCUCUCUCUCUCCCCCUCCCUCCAUCUCCUCUCUGUCUCCCUCCCCCUCUCUUUCUGCCACAUCUAUCCCUCUUGCCGCAAUGGUACAUGUUUUGGUGGCCGGCAGCCUUUUUUUCCCGGGUCUCUUUCUCCUUUCCAAGGCCGGACUGCGGAGGCUGCGGCUUUUCCGCGGGGAGGAAUCCAAUACCGUCAUAGUGUCAGCCAGAUUGGUGUCUUCGAUACAAGCUGUCUUGGCGUCUACGGCGGGUUACAUCGUCGCUUCUUCCUGCAAGGAUGUUAUUGAGGGCAGGCACUGGCUCGCUGCCACCUACACGCGGUUUGCGGUGCCGUAUUUCGUGUACGACGUGUACGCCAUGUAUCUGUGUUACUGGCACAAGCACAAGGUGAAGGGCCACGUCUGCGGCUGGCAGCUCGUCGGGGGGUACCUGCGCAAGGAGUUCCUCAUGGUCCUUCACCACGUCUUCAUGGUGCUCGUCUGCUUCCCCGUGUCCGUGCUCUGGCGGCAGGGGAAAGGGGACUUCUUUUUGGGGUGCAUGCUGAUGGCCGAGCUGAGCACCCCCUUCGUCUGCCUCGGAAAGAUCCUCAUUCAGUACAAGAAGCAGCACACCCUACUGCACCGAGUCAACGGGGUCCUGAUGCUGGCGACGUUCUUCUGCUGCCGGCUCCUGCUCUUCCCCUACAUGUACUGGGUGUACGGGCAGCGGGUCGGCCUUCCCCUGUACAGAGUACCCUUCAGCCUGUCUCCGGAGUACAACGUCGGGGCGGCCAUUCUGAUGGCGCCGCAAGUCUACUGGUUUUACCUGAUCUGCCAAAGAGCUUACACUCUGUUCCGACAGUCGGUGCUGAGCCAGCGGCCCAAGAAUGGACAUCCGACCCUCGAUAGCCCCUCAGCCAAAGACCAGGACUGUUCGCAGUGACUCUCCCCUUCUGCCCUCACCCUGCGACAUACACUUACCCCAUCUACCCCAAACCGAGACGGGGCUAAGGGGGCAUUAAAGGGCCGUGAGUCACCCUGCGAUGCUCUGCUUAGGAAGGGAAGGUGUUGGGGUGUCGCAGGGAGCCGCCGGGGGUUUUAAUCCGGAUAUUCUGCCCGGAGAAUACAGUGUUAAUGAUGCCCCCUGCAGUACCCACUGCGGCCACGAGGUGGCAGUCUUGGACUUCAGUGCAGAAAUACCCCCGCAGUACAGAGGAACCCUGUCACUACUACCCUCCAUACCUCCUGAUAUUCCCCGCCACCCCGGGGAGUCUGAUGCCCCGGAACUUACCUGCCCUGACUCACAGUGACAGUUCCCGUGUUACUGCCCCAUGGGGUACCCAGUACCCCGCAACACGCAUGCAACGCAGGUCUUUUAAUCUUUAUGGGGCGUCCGCCCCACAAACACACAAUCAUCCCGGGGGUUAACAUGUUAAACCCCACCUGAGCUAUGCUUAUUCCAAACUGCUGUGAAAGUGAGGGGUUAAUGCCCUAUGCUUCUCUGCCUUUAUAUGAGGGAGGGGGGGAG